GUCGUUGAACAACGUUUAUCCUGUUCAAAGCAGGCCACCCCUAAAAUGGCCUAGGCCUAGCCUAGAGAGGCUAUCCUAGCUAGGCUACCUGGAGGGCGACUGGGGCCUGCUUUGUUGGCUUGUGUUAUUACUUUUGAGCAACAAUGACUGAGGAAGAGCAUUCUAAGCACAGACCUCCGGAGCCAAUAAACAUUACAGUUCUGAGAGCGAGGCAUUUGCGUGGCAGUAAAGGAGAUGCUUUGACUUCACUCGUACGUGUGGAGUACGGAACGAGUGCACUUGGCGAAUCCAGCAAAGUUGACUCAAGCGCAGAUGUUGCAGCUGAAUACAACUUCAACUCAAAGAUUGACUGUAGCUUCGAGGACCCAGUCAUCCUGGAUGAAAUUGCCUACAAGCCUAUCUUAAUUACUGUUGUUGAGGUUCUUCCUAAAGAAAAGAAACAAAAAGAAGAGCGAACAAAUCAGUUAGGCCAGUGCACAGUUGACUUACUUCCCUUGGUGAAGGGAGAAAAUAAGUAUAAAAGUACCCUUGUCAUUCAUCCAUUGCCUGGAUCACCAUUUGAAAACCUGGCUCCAGAUAGCCCAAGGCCGGAACUUGAUGUUGUGGUUUAUGUGAAUGAGCCCCUGCUGACAAAUGAGCAGCUCCUGGAGAGCAAUCUGAUGACAGUUACCGUCGAAGCCGCAUAUUCUGUGCCAGAAUCCUGGAAUCCAAGUGGAACUCAAUUUCUCUACAAUGUUACACUACCAAUGCCAAUUACUAAUGACAGGGAGUCAACUGUUGUGUUAUCAAAUGGUGUGUUGAAAUCAGCCUCUGACAAAGAUCAGCCGUCUAAGCAGAAGAAGUGGACAGCCCCUGGAGCUGCCCAGGGUAAUGCCAUUUACAUUCAUGACCAGUUUGUGCAGUCAAGUAAUUAUGAUCAGGAAGAUGGAGAGCUCACAGGCAAAGAGGAUCGUGAAUUUCGCAUUGAAGUUGAAACAGAGAAGAACCGUGUCAUUUGGAACACUGAGAGAAGAUGUUACAUGGAAAAAUCAGCAAUUCAAAGCCUGCAAAGUAAGAUAGCACAGACACGGGUUUGGCCAGUGGAGAUAAUGAGAACAACAAUGCCAACUGCAACCAAAGCUAAAGGCAAAGAAGAGGAGAACCCUAUCUUUUUUCAUGGAGUGGCCUAUGUGAACCUUGCACCAUUGCUUUACCCGGGAGUAAAGAAAAUCAGAGGUGCAUUCAGGAUUCAUGCAUUCAAUGAACAAGAGCUGUGUGAAAAGACAAAACGCAAAAGCGGUUUAGCUGAAGAGGCUGUUCGAUUAGCCACUGCUAUGCAUCGGAAUGCUUCGCCAUUUGUCAAAGCUCCUUCAAAAUCUGGGAAAGAUGAUAAGGCAGGCAAAGAGAAGGAGAAAGACAAGGAUGCAGCGAAAAAGCAGCAGCCUUCCUCUUUGUUGAAGACCGCACCUGCUCCAUCUUCCGACAUUGUACCAGAGGCUGAAGUCCCUGCACAGCAGAAUAUUGAAGGACAACAGUACGAUGAGGCCAGGAGCUACAUAUUCCUAGAGUUUGUUUUAAAGAAACCCAUAGUGCCGAAGAGGGAGCCAGAGGAAUUAGCCAAAAAGGUAUCAGAGUAUAUUCCACCUAGGCCGUUGUUUCCUCGUCGAACAAAUGGAGCACAGAGGGCAGUAGAUGACUUCCAUCAGCAGGUGGCCUCUAUUGGCAAUUUGGUCCUAGAAGAAUUCAGAGAAUUGUUUGCAGACCAAUUAGCAAAUGGGGAAUUACCGCAAGUUAACAAUUCAGUUGAAGAAAGGCGAAGAAAACUUAUUUAUGAGCUGAACAGUAGUGGCAAAUAUUUUGCCUUUAAAGAACAGCUAAAGCACUCUGUUGUCAAGGUUGUACGUGAGAAGUACUUACAAACUUCAACAUUUACAGACCAGGAACGGUUACAGGCUUUCUUGAGUGAGCUAUAUGUGUUCCUUGUGGACGAGAUGCAUGUUGGAUUGAGUAACGUACUGUCUUUAGAAGAUGAGACUCCAGUUCCAGCGCCCCUUACAGACACCAUGCAGUUGAAACACUUUGCCCGAGAGGCUGAGGUUAAUGAGAAUUUUGAAUUGGCUGCUAAAUACUAUCAAGAGAGAUUGGCGCAGAAUAGGAAUGAUGCCGACAAUUGGUUUGACUAUGGAACGUUUUGCUUACUGAUCAACGACAUCUCAAAGGCUGAAGAGUGUUUUAAGGAAACUAUCUCAAUCCAGCAACAGCAUCUGUCCGGCUUGCUCUUGUAUGGUGUUGUAUGCGCCAUGGAAGAACGCAACGAUAUGGCGGAGACCUUCUUUGAAGCUGCUACUGCUGCAUACCCAGAUAGUGUCCUUGCCUGGACAAUGCUUGGUUUGUUUUAUGAUGGUAUUGAUAAUGACAUACAAGCUGAAUUUGCAUUCCUCGAAGCUCAGAAGCUGAAUUUAGCUCAUGCUGUAGCAAAGCAAAAACAGCAACAGAUAGCCAACGAACAGGCAGAUGCAUCCGUCACUAAACCUGUGCCUCCAUCGGUGAUCUCUGUAGCGCCCCCUGAGGGUACUGGAGAUGCCUCGCUUUUACAUGGUGCUGAAAACCAACAAGAUACAGGGCUCCUUCCUGCAGCACCAGAGCUAACCAAGACUCCUGCCACAACUGAGGGUAAAAAUUUAUCCCCUUCUGCCUACAAAGUUAGGCAGGCAGGGAGUAGCAAUAAGAAACGCAUUUCUGUCUCAAAAUCAGCUGCAUCUAUCCAGGAUGUACAGCGCUCAAAGAGCCAAUGUAGUGCAAGUAAAGCAGGAAGUAAGCCUGGUACUCCAGAUGUAGAUGAGCCAGCUAGGGAGCCUACACCAACACCUGAAUUCAGUAUUUAUAUCUUGGCUGCUGAGUUCCUGCUGGAGGUCAAAGCAACACAGUUUUGUGAGCGUGCUUUGGCACAUGAACUACUUGCCCCUAAGGGUGGGCCAAGCGGUACUUACUAUGUAGCAUUAUCUAGGCUGAAGCUACAGAAAAAGGAACUUGAAGAAGCAGAUGAAAGCCUAAAGGAAGCACUGAUAGUAAACAAUCAGGAUCCAGAUGCCUGGUCAAUUCAAGGUCAUCUUAGCUACUUGCAAGGAAACAUGACUGAAGCACGGAACUGCUAUGAAAGGACUUUAUCGUUUAUUGCAGACGCUAGAGAAAUGCAUGCAAUAUAUCUACGACUGGCAUCGAUAUACCUCCAGGAAGGAAAGUUUGAAGAGGCAAAGAACACCUUUUUGCUAGCAUGUAAGAAAUCCCCAUCCUGUGUUUCCUGGCUUGGUGUUGGUAUUGCCUGCUAUCGGCUUGGUGAGUUAUCAGAGGCGGAGGAUGCGCUUUCAGAAGCUAACAUAUUGAACAACAGUGACCCGUUGGUGUGGGGCUACCUAUCGCUGGUGUGCCUACAUACAGGUAGACAGCUUGAGGCAGAGCAGUCAUACAAGUAUGCCAUCAAGGUCAACCUACAGGAUGAAGAACUUCUUGCUGAGAUUCAUAGCGUUCAAGAACAGGUCGGCUUCGGAAAUCCUCAAUUCUAACCUAAAGUUUAAAUCAAAUACAUGUUGGCUAGAUGAAUCAACAGCUCUUGUUGGCAGUUUGAAGCCUUCCCUUUGGUUAUUGUCACUGCUGUUAAAUAGAGAGUAAAAUGUUGUAUAUUAUUGCCUAGAUUAUGAGCUGUAUGUAUCUCACAAUGAUUUAGUUUUUAUAUUCCUUUUUUUUUAACAAAGUUAGAAUUACACAACCUCUUCAUGUCAAUUUUAUAUUACUUUAAUGGCCUGUAAACUAAAUCUUGAAUCUUAAGAUUUUUGUUUGUUUUAAUUGUAAUGAUUAAUUUCAAAAUCUUUGGAUUUGAAUACAAGUGUCUUAAACACCCACUUUCUUUAUUAUUUGGUAUCACUUUAACCAAAUAAUUGUUUUUAUACUUGGUUGUUUUAUAUUAGAAGUUUUAAACUCCUUCUAAACUGUCAUACUUUAUACAUUUCCAAUAUGAAAGUAUAAUUGAAAGCUUUAUAAUCCAAUAUGUUAUUGGAGACUGAAACUGAUAUAAUUGGAAAAUUGUAUAUAUUGUAAUAUAGAUUUGGAACAAUUAUUGUUAUAUUGUAUUUUUAUUAAGAAAUUGGAGUGUAAUUUAUUGUCAAUAUAGUGUGAUUGUGUUUAAAUUGAAUGUAAUAAUGAAGAAUAUAGUAAUAUUGAAAAACUUUU
Anneissia japonica is the source of this 4206-nucleotide messenger RNA. Its product is annotated as cilia- and flagella-associated protein 70-like. Gene Ontology annotation, molecular function: protein binding. The transcript is spliced from 24 exons. Gene Ontology annotation, cellular component: motile cilium; extracellular exosome. Gene Ontology annotation, biological process: cilium assembly; cilium movement. The coding region runs from base 144 to 3542 and encodes 1132 amino acids. The record is from RefSeq and is a predicted model, not a curated record. NCBI's taxonomy places the organism in Eukaryota, Metazoa, Echinodermata, Crinoidea, Comatulida, Comatulidae.